Molecule: messenger RNA, 3146 nt
Organism: Schistosoma haematobium
Lineage: Eukaryota; Metazoa; Platyhelminthes; Trematoda; Strigeidida; Schistosomatidae
Product: Chymotrypsin-like elastase member 2A
Exons: 3
Coding region: 37-822 (261 amino acids)
Biological process (GO): proteolysis
Molecular function (GO): serine-type endopeptidase activity
Source: RefSeq, a predicted model, not a curated record
UAAUAGUAGUAUCAUAAUAAACAAAAAAAUAUAACAAUGAUUAUAUUAUACAAUAUUAUAACAAUAAUAAAUUUAGUAUAUAAUGUGAAUUGUAAUUAUUCAAGCGUCAUUCAACCCGUCAUUUAUGGAGGUCAUCAGUUAAUAGUGAAUCAGAAUGGAAAAGUGGAUUUUAUGAAACCAGAAAUUAUUAGUAUCAGUAGUCAAUCACAAACCAUUCCACCUCAUAAGACUCCUGAAUUUAAACAAUCAGUAGGAGAUAUUUCAGAAGACAAAAGACAAAUAGCACAGAAUUACUUUUUUCAUAGCGUACAAAUUCCAGAAAGUUUAAUACAAUUUCUUCUUGAUCGAUUUGUUUCAAUAAGUUAUACACUUCAUGGAUUUAGAACAGUAAAACCAAGGCAUUUAUGCGGUGGUCUACUUAUUAGUAAUGAAUGGGUAUUAACUGCAGCUCAUUGUAUUAGUCCAUUUCAAAGUAGUAUUAAAAGUCUUCAAAUAUCAAAACUACGUCAAUACAUGGAUAAAUCAUCAAUUCAUUUUAAACCUAAUGAUAAAGCAAAAUCGAUUGAUGCAUUAAUUCUUCAUCCAAAUUUUACACAAGGUCAAAGUUUAUCACCAGAUAUUGGUUUAAUUAAAUUAAAACACUCUAUUCUUGAUUCACUUACCAAUGAAAUUUAUAAUUAUGAAGAAUUGAAACAUUUUUUAUUAAUAAAUGAUAAACUACUAAUAAGUAGUCAAGAAUAUAUAUGUAUAGUUUCAGGUGUUGGUCAUUUAAAAUAUCGCGAUAUAAAGAAUACAAAUUCUAAUAAUUGUAUAAGUUUCUAAUUAAGAUAAAUAUAUAAUUGAUUCAUUUUAUUUAGUAUAGAUUUUCAUGUUGCAUUUGUACAUCUUGAAUCCUGUAAUGGAUUAUGGAAGAAAUUACAAUUAGAAACAGAAAUAAAACAAAUCAAAAGUUAUGAACAACAACAAGAAUAUGAAUGGAUAAAUAUUUGUAAACAAAGUUUCAUUGAUAAUUCUAUUGGUCAAAAGUGUCCUUUUAGUUAUUUAUGCGCUGGUGGAAGAUAUGUAGAUGGUGAUACAUGUCAAGGAGAUAGUGGUGGACCACUUUUAUGCAUUGAAUCAAAAAAUUAUUCGAAAUUUAUAAAGGUGAGAGGUUUAUUUUAAACGUUUUGAAGUGGAUUGUUUCAAAUAAUUUAGCGGCGAAAAUGUAUUAAGAUGUUUUUAAUAAAUGACCAAUUAAUUCAAUCAGGACUCAGUAGCUAAAUGGAUAAUGCGAUGGCGUUUGAAGUGAACGGUACUGGGUUCGAGUACCCGAGUGAACAUCAAAUCUGAGAUGCAGGUACGUCCAGCUGAUAAGUCUCAAAUUGGACGAUAUGCGAGUCAAAUUGGAGUUCACUGCUAGCCACUAUCCAUCUUUGCUUAGAGAAAAGCUUGUGACUUAAGGCUAUAUCGAGGCAAUCCGCACAGGAUGCACAUAUGCCAACAUGAGACUGAUCACUUGCAGUUCUAAAUAACAAUGGGAAGUUACAAUUAAAACAACACCAGGUAAACAUAAAUAGUUUUGUUUCAUAUUCUGAUCCUCUUUUAUUUCUAACUUCGUUUUAUUACAAACGAAAUAUCCUUUAAUUAUAUAUACAUAAAUAUUUAUAGAUAGUUUCUUUUAACCUAUUUACCAUUCGGUAGAAAUAAGGUCAUUUCCUAAAAUAAUCAUCAGUGCUUUUGUUGUUGUUGAGAAAAGCAAAAUUAUUAUUUUCACUUAUCCACAAACUGGAUAUGAGACAACAAUGUCUUUUUUCUAUUCAUUAAUUGUAUAUUAUAUCCUUUUUGAUUGCUUCCUUCUCUCUCUCUCUUAUAACUUUUAUGGGAAUAUGAAUAGAUUGUCUUACCAUUCAAUAUAGCAUUGAGUGUGUUCAAUAAACGUAAGAGAACCAAUUAUCAGAAAAGCCUAAGACAAACUCCCUUUAUUACUAUUAUUAUUAAGUAUGAACUAGUUAACGAAGUUUAACAGCGAUUACUGUAAUUUGUAUUAUUGAAUUCGAAAUAAUUCAAGCGAUAACUAUCAUUCGAAAUAUCUCAUUCAUGCCUUGAAUAUUAUUAUUUACCACAUCAAUAUUUAUUUGUAUAUGUUUAGGUAUGCUCAUACAUAUAAUUUGACUCUAGGAAAUUAAGUAGGCAUAAGUAGGAAAAGCAUAAUGAAAGGUUACAUUGCUUAAUACAUGAUUUUAGUAUCUUGACUAAUUCAUUUUUGUGUAUAUGUCUUUAUGUUGAAGUUCUUUUUAAUAGGAAGAAGGAAUUGUUUUUCAAAGGAAAUCUAGGAUAAACAUACACUACUGAUGAGUAACUGAUGUCAUGUCCAUGAGGCUUUAAUGAAAGUUGUUUUAUGUUUAAUUAUGGAUGUAAUACAAUUGAAAAAGUACGGUACGGAAAAUUAUCACAGGUGAAAUGAAAAUGGCUUCUUGUUGACAUAAUUUAUCAAGGAAUGCAACAGAAAAAUGGAUCUUUUAACAUUGAAAUAACAUUAAUCGCAAUAAUAUAAUGAAAUUAAGAAAUUAGAAAUCGGAAAACGCCAAGAAUUUUCAACAGUGACGAUCUUCGAUGCUCAAUAUCCUUGUAGCUUAUAAACUACUGUUGAGUCAAGCUAGUGGUUAUGGGAAGAAGUGUAAGGAGCUGAAGUACACAUAUCUUAUCUGAUUAUUGUCACCAGAAACGUAAAGUAAUACCAGUUUGUUUUUAAGUGUUGCAUUAUUGUGUGAAUUGAUAGUGUCAUUUUCAAAAUAUUCUUUUUAACCCUUAGAAAUGGUUCGUUGUUGGUAUCGCGUCAUCAGGAAUUCAGUGUGGUUUGAAUGGGAUCCCAUCAAUCUAUACACCAUUAUAUCCCUAUUUGGAUUGGAUUGAAUCCAUUACAGGCUACGGAAAACUUAAAUCUUUCGAGUAAACUUUGUGUUUACGAUUCGGACUACUUUAAUCUAUUUCAGUAGCUCUACAGUUACGAGAAUAUUUAUGCAGUUUAUUUGUUUUACACGAAUUAAAAUUGGAUGAGUUAUUUGAUACUUGUCUUAGUUUUCUUUCAUCGACCGUGGUAAAGUGUUAUUUGCCCGUCUAGUUAGUCAAACUUAUCUUAUGUCAGGACAGAUGUAAUUAAAUGACUG